GCAUGUGCCAAACCUAAAGGAGGAGGAGGAGGAGAGGACAAGGAGCAGUUAGUUAUUUUCAUGUCAAUAGUUUACCAUAUAAUGUAUGGAUUUGGGGUCUGGGGUUUUAAUUUAAUUUAAUUUAUUCCACUUUCAGAAACUAGAGACACUAAUAAUUCAUGUAAUCUAUCUAGCUAAUCCCACGGCACAAGUAACCCUACAGGCUGCAGGCUAUAUAUACAUAAAUUAUCAUUCAUUUGGGUUUGUGUGUAUCAAUAUCUUGAGUGAGUGAGGCCCCAAACAAACGGAGCACUUUGGUUGAUUAUAGGCUUAUAGUUAAGUUGUAGCAAUUAAUGGAGGGCGAGGGCGAACAUAUGAAGAACAAAGAGAACAAAAUUGUGGUGGCAGUAGAUGAGAGUGAAGAGAGCAUGCAUGCUCUGUCCUGGUGUCUGGGACACCUCUCUUCUUCUAAAAACACCAGCAACACUCUUGUUCUUCUCUAUGUGAAACCACCGCCAGUCCAUUCCACUUUCGAUGCUGCAGGAUAUAUGUUUUCCAGCGAUGUAGUUGCAACCAUGGAAAAAUACGGCACUGACAUGGUCAAUUCAGUGAUGCAAAGAGCCGAAGCUGUCUACAGAAAUUUCCACACCAAUGCACAUGUGCAUAUUGAGAGAAUGGUAGGGAGGGGGGAUCCAAAGGAUGUGAUAUGUAAUACGGUUGAGAAACUUAGAGCUGAUACCUUGGUCAUGGGAAGCCACGGUUAUGGUUUCCUUAAGAGGACUCUUGUUGGAAGUGUAAGUGAUUAUUGUGCCAAACACGUAGAGUGUCCGGUGGUGAUUGUGAAGCAUCCUGCCAGUGCCUGACCAGUGACAACAAAUAAAUGAUAAUCAGCACUUUCUGUUGUAUUCUAAUCUCAAAUCAAAUGAAGAGAUGGCGUUGGGGAAUCCUGAUUCCUGGUCUGGUGACUGGUCUGCCUUGUGUAAUUAUAAAAAUAAGAUUUAUAUUCUGCCUGUGUAUACAUAUAUCGAUUGGUUACAAUUAAGUUAAUUACCUCUCAUAGCCUGCCAAAUU
Molecule: messenger RNA, 1050 nt
Organism: Prunus mume (Japanese apricot)
Lineage: Eukaryota; Viridiplantae; Streptophyta; Magnoliopsida; Rosales; Rosaceae
Product: Adenine nucleotide alpha hydrolases-like superfamily protein
Source: RefSeq, a predicted model, not a curated record